ACCAAAGACCAGAGCAGCGAACACGGGCUGCUCGCCCCAUCUCCACGGUUCCUGCGCCAGGCAGAACCAGACCAGAGACCAGAACAGCGAACACGGGCUGUUCAACCCCAUCUCGAGUCCUGCAACAAGAUCAGAAGACCGUGAGUUGCCGCCUCCCUGCCAGCCUCGUCGGCGACAAUCUAACGGAGAGCGUCCAGUCCAAGCCAUCAUCAAAAAUGGCUCAAAAAGUGGCAUCCCACAAAGUCAAGAAGAUGCGCAAGCCAUCGCAUCCCAAACCCUUCGACAUGACUCGGCUGUUGCAACAAGUCACCGAGCUGUCCGAAAAGACACCUCUCGCCCGGCAGAGCCCCCAAGCCGGAGCCAACCAACCCAAAAAGGAGGCGAACACCCACCCUCCUCCCCGUCAAACCCCCGAUCGCAGCACAAAAGCCAAGCAACGCUCGAUCCCCUUCAACGAAGAGCACGAUCUCGACCCGUGGAUGCUCUUCCCCAACCUGUGCGAGCCGACGUCGGCGCUCAGGCACGAUUCGGAGACGUACGUGCGGCAGGCACGCGAGGCGGCCGCGGCGCGAGAACAGAGAUACUGCGCGCGCAGAGGCAGUCCGCUUAAGUAUGCGGAGUUGGUGGAUUUGGUGCAGAUGAAUUAUGGGAUUGGCAAGUACGCUUUUCCCGCGACGACGACGAUGAUGACGACGACGCCGACACGAAGUGUUGGUGAGCCGAUGGAGUUGGACUGGUGAUUCACAAAGAAUCACGAGUCUGGAAUGAUGAACGAUGAACGCUGAACGAUGAACGACGAAACAUGGACUGGUGGAGGAAACAAAGUCACCUCAUUGAAAGUCAUCACUGAUGACGGCAACUCACGGACUGGCGGUGGACUCAAAGUCACAAAAAGGGCACAGGUUUCUUUUU
Molecule: messenger RNA, 912 nt
Organism: Neohortaea acidophila
Lineage: Eukaryota; Fungi; Ascomycota; Dothideomycetes; Mycosphaerellales; Teratosphaeriaceae
Exons: 4
Source: RefSeq, a predicted model, not a curated record